UACUCUUCGGAGCUUUUUUUAUCUUAGCUUCUACCUCUAGGGAUGGUUUAUACUAACUUUACCUUUCAACUUUAAUUAUAGUUCGGUACCACGAGGCCGAAAUUUAUCAAGUUCAGCAAUGGUGGUACGGGAGAUUACUUUGAUCCCUAUUUUGAGACUUUCAUAGAUACCAACGGCAAAGCCAAGCUAAUUUCUCGGCGGCUCCCGGACGGAGUGCCCCCGGAGUUGAACGACCAGGUAAUGAGGAUCAAGAGUAUGUGCUACUGGAUGGAUGAAAGUAUUUUUGGAUUGAAGGUUUCCAGCUUCCUGAAUCGCCUGUUCGGUGCCAGGGAAAGUGCUGAAAUCCAGAGAGACUAUACCAAUGAGAACUUGAACCAGAUAGACGGAGAAACCGCAAUUGAGGCCAGAGCCAAUGGUGUGAGUGCCCACAACCCAUCUGUCACGGCUUACAAGUCUAGAAGAGUUGGGUUCGGUUUUGGCCCAUUGCUUCAAAUCGUUCCCUUCAUCGGCAACUACGUUGUUUUGACGAUCAACAUGUGGAUUUUCUGUUGUAUGGUGACGCUUGGACUUGGGCUCGACGUUAGCUGGAACAAGGGCCACGUGAAAGUCAGAAGAAACCCAGAGCAGCAUUUUUUGGGGUUGAAGGAUAUGGGUACUAUGAUUUUUAACAUCGUGGUUGACUUUGGAAUUGGGUUCAUCCCAUUUGUUGGGAUGUUUGUCAUGAUCAUCCACAGAAGUAGCAGCAGGAACUUGACCGUCUUCUGGAAGUCCCUUGAUAAGAAGUAUGCUGCGAAACCGAAGGGGAUAUGAUAAGUUACGAGACGAGGCUUUUAGCGGAAAACAAGUAAAUUUUUACUGAUCGAUGUAUCUUACAUAGGAAAAUAAAGCAACAGUGA
Messenger RNA from Pichia membranifaciens NRRL Y-2026, 896 nucleotides. RefSeq lists its product as hypothetical. NCBI's taxonomy places the organism in Eukaryota, Fungi, Ascomycota, Pichiomycetes, Pichiales, Pichiaceae. The transcript has a single exon. The coding region runs from base 241 to 810 and encodes 189 amino acids. The record is from RefSeq and is a predicted model, not a curated record.